AAAAGAGUCUAGAAACUGUUGAGGUAUAAGUCCCGCAAAAUGACUCGCUUAGACGUGGAGAAAACUUUGGAAGAGCUCACGCUCGGUGAGAAGGUGGCCCUCACAGCAGGCAUUGACUUCUGGCACACUGCCUCGGUGCCCCGCUUGAAUAUCCCCUCCCUGCGCAUGUCCGAUGGCCCCAACGGCGUGCGGGGCACCCGCUUCUUCAACGGCGUUCCUGCCGCCUGCUUCCCGUGCGCAACGGCCCUCGGUGCGACCUGGGACACGGAGCUUCUGCACCAAGUAGGGCGGCUGAUGGGCGAGGAGUCCAUCGCCAAGGGAUCGCACAUCAUUCUCGGUCCGACCAUCAACAUUCAGCGGUCCCCGCUGGGCGGUCGAGGCUUCGAGUCCUACGCCGAAGACGGAGUCCUGUCCGGGACGCUAGCGGGCCACUACUGUCGGGGUGUACAGGAGAAGGGUGUCGCGGCAACUCUGAAGCACUUCGUCUGCAAUGACCAGGAGCACGAGCGUUUGGCAGUCGACACGAUCAUCACGAACCGGGCGUUGAGGGAGGUCUACCUCCUGCCGUUCCAGCUGGCGAUGCGCAUUUGCCCGACAGCGUGCGUCAUGACCGCGUAUAACAAAGUCAAUGGGACGCAUGUGAGUGAGAACAAGGAGAUCAUCACAGAUAUCCUCCGGAAGGAGUGGGGAUGGGAUGGGCUGGUGAUGAGUGAUUGGUUCGGAACGUACAGCACCUCCGACGCGAUCAAUGCGGGCUUAGAUCUCGAGAUGCCGGGCAAGACACGCUGGCGUGGAACGGCCCUGGCACACGCCAUUUCCUCGAACAAGGUCGCCGAGUUCGUCAUGGAUGAGCGAGUGCGCAACGUUCUCAACUUGGUCAACUGGGUCGACCCGCUCGGGAUUCCCGAGCAAGCAGAGGAGAAGUCAUUGAAUCGACCGGAGGACCAGGCGCUUCUCCGUCGUACAGCAGCCGAGUCGGUGGUGCUCAUGAAGAAUGAGGGCAAUAUCCUACCCUUGAAAAAGGAAAAGUCGAUCCUCGUGAUCGGGCCCAACGCAAAAUUCGCGGCCUACUGCGGAGGUGGCUCUGCCUCGUUGGACCCGUACUACACGGUGACCCCGUUCGAGGGCGUUUCGGCUAAGAGUCAGGGCUCGGUGCAGUUCGCCCAGGGUGUCUACUCUCACAAGGAACUGCCCCUGCUGGGCCCGCUCCUCAAGACGGAGGAUGGUCAGACCGGCUUCAAGUUCCGGGUGUACAACGAGCCCGCGUCCGAGGCGAACCGGACCCUGGUCGAUGAGAUGCACCUGGUCUCGUCUAGCGGCUUCCUGAUGGACUACGUCAACCCCAAGAUCAAAUCCUUCACCUUCUACGUCGACAUGGAAGGCUACUUCACCCCGGAGGAGGAUGGCGUCUACGACUUCGGCGUGACCGUCGUCGGCACCGGCAAGCUCUACGUGGACGGCGAGGUCGUCGUCGACAACACCAAGAACCAGCGCCAGGGCACCGCCUUCUUCGGCAACGCCACCGUCGAAGAGCGGGGGUCCAAGGCCCUCAAGGCCGGCCAGACGUACCGCAUCCUCCUCGAGUUCGGCAGCGCCCCGACCUCCGACCUAGACAUGCGCGGGGUCGUGAUCUUCGGCCCCGGCGGGUUCCGCUUCGGCGCCUGCCGCCAAGUCACGCAGGAGGACCUCAUCUCGCACGCGGUGGACCUGGCCGCGAGCGCCGAGCAGGUCGUCAUCUUCGCGGGUCUGACCAGCGAGUGGGAGACCGAGGGCCACGACCGCGACCACAUGGACCUGCCGCCCGGCAGCGACGAGAUGAUCGCGCGCGUGCUGGCGGCGAACCCCAACGCCGUCGUCGUCAUCCAGAGCGGCACGCCCGUCACCAUGCCGUGGGUGCACCAGGCCAAGGGCCUCCUGCACGCCUGGUUCGGUGGCAACGAGUGCGGCAACGGCAUCGCCGACGUCCUGUACGGCGAUGUCAACCCGGCCGCCAAGCUGCCCGUCACCUUCCCCGUCCGCCUGCAGGACAACCCCAGCUUCCUGAACUUCCGGUCCGAACGCGGCCGCGUCCUUUACGGCGAGGACGUCUACGUCGGCUACAAGUACUACGAGAAGGUCGACCUCGCCCCGCUCUUCCCCUUCGGCCACGGCCUGUCCUACACCACCUUCACCCGCCGGAACCUUCGCGUCACCGCAUCGGCCCCGGAACAGCCCCAUUUCGCCGCCGACGGCGAGCCCAUCACCGCCACCGUCGCCGUCACCAACACCGGCGCCCUGCCCGGCGCCGAGAUCGUCCAGCUGUGGGUCCUCCCGCCCCCGACGGGCGUCAACCGGCCCAAGCGUGAGCUCAAGGGCUUCGCCAAGGUGCACCUGCAGCCCGGCGAGACCAAGGAGGUCGAAAUUACCGUCGAGAAGAAGCUGGCCACCAGCUGGUGGGACGAGCAGCGCGCCAAGUGGGCGUCGGAGAAGGGCGUCUACGAGGUGCUCGUCACGGGCACCGGGGAGGGGGUCCUGAAGGGCGAGUUCACCGUCGAGAAGACUCGGUUCUGGCUGGGGUUGUAACCGGGGGACCGACCGGUUGCGCACAGGGCACUUUCCUGCUUCUCGGAAGUUUGGAAUCACAGGACUGUCUUCAUUUCCAAGGCUGCUCUCUCUCUAUACCGGUUAUAGUCGAAGUUUGAUUACAUGUUCCUACGAAAUAUGCUAUGAUCUGAUG
Molecule: messenger RNA, 2716 nt
Organism: Aspergillus aculeatus ATCC 16872
Lineage: Eukaryota; Fungi; Ascomycota; Eurotiomycetes; Eurotiales; Aspergillaceae
Product: beta-glucosidase H
Exons: 3
Coding region: 40-2562 (840 amino acids)
Biological process (GO): glucan catabolic process
Molecular function (GO): beta-glucosidase activity
Source: RefSeq, a predicted model, not a curated record